Epinephelus lanceolatus (giant grouper) is the source of this 2183-nucleotide messenger RNA. It is a transcript of the gene utp18, whose product is annotated as UTP18 small subunit processome component. The record is from RefSeq and is a predicted model, not a curated record. Gene Ontology annotation, molecular function: protein binding. Gene Ontology annotation, cellular component: Pwp2p-containing subcomplex of 90S preribosome; small-subunit processome. Gene Ontology annotation, biological process: rRNA processing. Lineage: Eukaryota; Metazoa; Chordata; Actinopteri; Perciformes; Serranidae.
UAUCCGGAAGCACAUGAAGGAAAACACUGGUGUCCACCACAUGUGGAAACAUGAGCAGUAGAUGAAUUAAAUAAGUUUAACUUUAUGUCUCGUGUUUCUGCUGACGGUGUGAAUCUGUAGUUUUCUGACAGGACCUUUGGUUUAGUUUGAAGAACAAACAUGGCGGACAUGGACGUCAUCAAGCUGCCGGAGACGGAGCCGAGAGAACCGGCCAAGAAGAAGAGGACUCGACCACCGAAGGUUGACCCCGAGGAAGAGGAGCAGAAGCGGCAGAAGAACGUGAAGAGGCUGGCGGUGCUGGGGGAGAAGGACAGCUCGGUGAAGCUGCUGGAGGAGCUGGUGUUCGGGGCGGAGGACGAGCUGGUGGAGAGACUGGUAGAGGAGGACGAGGAGCAGACUGAAACCUUAUUGGUGGAGGACAAAGACGAUGAGUCCGGUGAAUCGGAGGACGAGGACGAGGCUCGUACACAGCUCCAGCCGGCCAGAAAAGCUGCCUGGGUGGACGAGGAUGACGAGCUGGAUGAAGAGGUGGACAUGAAGCAUCGUUACCGCAGUGACCUGAUCAGAGGAGAGGCUGAGUCCACCAUGUCCAAACAGAAACUGCAGCAGAGGAUGAGAGAGCAGUUUCAGAAGUCAAUGGGAGGAACGCCGUCAUGGGCAGAGAGCGGCGUGAAGAAGACGAAGAGAGCUGAUGAUGAUGAUGAGGAGGAGGAGGAAGAGGAAGACGAAGAUGAUGAGCUGCUGAGGAGGACUGGAAACUUUGUGGCGUCAUCAGACAGUCUGCCCAGAGGCAUCCUGAGGAUGAAGAAAUGUCUUCAUGCUAACAGUGCCCGUCCUUCAGAGGACAGACUGACCACCGUCCAGUUCCACCCCUCUGCUCAGGUUGUCAUGACAGCUGGCCUCGACCAAUCAGUGUCCCUCUUCCAGGUGGAUGGAAAGACGAACCCAAAGAUCCAGAGCAUCCACCUGGAGAGGUUCCCCAUCCACAAAGCUCAGUUCAGCCAGGACGGACAGACGGUGAUCGCCACCAGCCUGAAGAACAAGAUGUUUUACCUGUACGACAUGAUGGAGGGCCGGAUCACACCUGUCCACACUGUCAGAGGUCUGAAUGAAGCCAGAGUGAAGGAGUUCUCUGUGUGUCCUGAAGGAGGCGCUCUGCUCCUCACUGGGACCAACGGAUACCUGCACCUCCUCACGCUCCAGACGAAGGAGGUGGUUCGCAGUAUGAAGAUAAACGGUGAUGUCAGCGGCGUCGCUUUCUCUCACGACGGCAGCAAAGUGUUCGCCCAGUCAGCGGACGGGGAGGUGUAUGUGUGGGACAUGCGCAGCAGUCGGUGUGUUAACAGGUUCACAGAUGAAGGCUGUGUGAAGGGGACGUCCAUCGCUGCCUCGCGGAACGGACAGUACCUGGCCUGCGGCUCUCAGUCGGGCGUGGUUAACGUGUACUCCCAGGAGGCGUGUCUAAAGUCAGCCAAUCCCAAACCUCUGAAGGCUGUGAUGAACCUGCUGACCUCAGCCACCUCUUUGACCUUUAACCCCUCAUCUGAGAUCCUGGCCAUCGCCUCCCGAGUCGAGGACGAGGCCACACGACUGGUCCACCUGCCCAGCCUCACUGUCUUCUCCAACUUCCCCGUCUCUAAGAGGAAGUUCGUUUAUCGCGCCAGCUGCCUCGACUUCUCCCCUCACAGCGGCUUCUUCUCAUUGGCUAACAACAAAGGACACGCCCCUCUCUUCAGGUUGCUUCAUUACAAAGACUUCUGAGGAAGAACUCGAGGCUGAAACAUCUCGAGUCUCUGCGGCUCAGCUCCGACCUGCUCAAAGGACCAAAUCAAGUUUCACAGCUGAUUCCUGUCAGAUCAUUUUCUAAAUCAUCACAUCACAUCUCUGAGGUUUCAUCCUUUAACACAGCAGCAGGGAAACAUUUCAAACUCCAGACAUAAAGUUUUAAAUCUGGAAGGUGAGUUUAGUGGAAAUGAAGAGAAGUCAACAGUCAGUCUAAGAACUGACGGAUGAUUUGGGAAAAGAGACAGAGGGUUGACAGGAUAUUUAGUUCUUGGGGCUGAAACAUGAAAACUUCCUGUGGAGUGACGGGACUGAGAGGUUGUUCGUAGGAAAGAGUGGAGACAUGUUUGUUUUUUAUUCUCUGUAUGAUGUGAUUGUAUAAAAGAACUGAAACACUUCAA